Molecule: messenger RNA, 2282 nt
Organism: Xyrauchen texanus (razorback sucker)
Lineage: Eukaryota; Metazoa; Chordata; Actinopteri; Cypriniformes; Catostomidae
Gene: ctsa
Product: cathepsin A
Exons: 15
Coding region: 87-1526 (479 amino acids)
Biological process (GO): proteolysis
Molecular function (GO): serine-type carboxypeptidase activity
Source: RefSeq, a predicted model, not a curated record
CGUGUGAACGUCAUGUGACUCGAUCACGGGAGAGUUGCAGUCACAUGAGUGUGUUUGUCUAUUUAAGAGUUUAACAGCGGGUUGUCAUGUUUAUUUCCACACCUGGAAAGAUGCAUCUUGUGUUGGUUUGUUUGCUUUUGGGUGUUUUGGAGGUUUCUGGAGCUCCAGAUGCAGAUGAAAUCAAAUAUCUGCCUGGACUUCCGAAACAGCCCAGUUUCAAGCAUUAUUCUGGAUACUUCAAUGUGGCGGACAAUAAACACCUUCAUUACUGGUUUGUUGAGUCUCAGAAAGAUCCAGCGAAGAGUCCGGUUGUUCUGUGGCUUAACGGAGGACCAGGAUGCAGCUCCUUGGAUGGUUUUCUCACAGAGCACGGACCAUUUCUGAUCCAGGAUGAUGGUGUCACUCUAGAAUACAAUCCUUAUUCUUGGAACAAGAUUGCAAAUGUUUUAUACCUGGAGUCUCCAGCAGGUGUCGGGUUUUCCUACUCUGAUGACAAGAGAUACACAACUAAUGACACCGAGGUGGCCCUGAACAACUACUUGGCUUUGAAAGCGUUCUUCCAGUUGUAUCCGGAGUAUGGUAAUAAUGAGGUUUUCCUAACUGGAGAGAGUUACGCCGGCAUCUAUAUUCCCACACUGGCUGAGAUCGUCAUGGAGGACAAGAGCAUUAAUUUACAGGGUAUUGCUGUGGGCAACGGCUUGUCAAGCUAUGAACUAAAUGACAAUUCCUUGGUCUAUUUUGCAUACUACCAUGGACUUCUUGGGACCAGCUUGUGGAAUGCCCUGCAGACAUCUUGCUGCAAAGAUGGAGUAUGUAACUUCUACAAUAACGAGGAUAUGAACUGCUCUGCUAAUGUGUAUCAAGUACAAAUUAUUGUCUACCAGUCAGGACUGAACAUGUAUAAUCUGUAUGCACCAUGUGCGGGAGGUGUUCCACAGAGAGCAAGCAUUGAAAAUGGGCAGUUCGUAAUUCGAGACCUGGGCCACCACUUCAUCAACUAUGACUGGUCAAAAGCGUGGAAUCAGAAAUUCCGAGGUGUGGUCUCCCUGUUUAAGUCUACGAGGCUUGAUCCUCCAUGCACCAACUCCACCCCAUCUACCCUGUACCUGAAUAACCCAUUAGUGAAGUCUGCCCUCCACAUCUCACCCAAUUCUUUGGACUGGGUCAUCUGCAGCGCUGAGGUCAAUCUGAACUAUAAUCGACUGUUUAUGGACGUGAAGAAACAGUACCUUAAGCUUCUUGGAGCACUCAGAUACCGUGUGUUGGUGUACAAUGGAGAUGUUGACAUGGCCUGCAAUUUCCUUGGAGAUGAGUGGUUUAUAGAAUCACUCCAGCAAGAGGUUCAGGUGCAGCGCAGAACUUGGAUUUAUUUCAAUGGUGACACUCAGCAGGUGGGCGGCUUCGUCAAGGAAUUCUCCAACCUCUCUUUCCUCACAGUGAAGGGUUCGGGCCACAUGGUUCCCACUGAUAAACCCAUGGCGGCCUUCACCAUGUUUACCCGCUUCAUCACCAAGCAACCUUACUAGUCCACACUCAGGAAUUUUUGCGGUCUUUUAAAUCCAGAUUUGCACUGACACCAGUUAAAGGUUUGCAUAGUUGGACCACUGACUGUAUUAUGUUGUCACUUUGUUUUCUCUACCACUUUGGCGUCAAAAACGGAUCAAAUUAUCCACCGUACACUAUGUAGUUUAAAUUGCUAUUCUUCUGAAUUGGAUAAUUAGAUCAUAAUGGAGUGUUCGAGGAACUUUCAGUUUAAGAUGCUGUUUAAGUGUUUGUCCAUUUAAACUGAAUCAGAUCUAUACAAAAUGAGUGGAUGCAGACCGUAAGCAGUCUAUUGCACAGUUUUAGCUUAUUGUGUCUAUUAAAUGUGAAAUUGUAACUUUUUGUAUUUUUUCCUUUUUUUUAUAUUUUGCAGCUGUAUUGAAUUUUCAUGAAUGGAACCAAUGAAUGCCUUGUUGCACUAAUUGUUGCCUUUUUGUUCUGGUGUCAUUUUAUUCUCACUUGCUUAAUGGUUUUUCAAAUAAAUUUAUUGUACGAACUGUGGUACGUUUGUGCUCCCAACAGAAUAAACUUUGGCUUUUUUUUUUUUUUUUUUUUGGUGAUUUCUAGUCAAAUUGAUUUUUAUUUAAAAAAAAGAGGUGCACGAAUCAAGUUUAAUCACAUUUCAGUCAUCCGAAAUGUUUGAGAUGCAACCAAAGUGUGUGUGUGUGUGUGUGUGUGUGUGUGUGUGUGUGUGUGUGUGUGUGUGUGUGUGUGUGUGUGUGUGUGUGUGUGUGUGUGUG